ACUUUGCCCUAACGUUCAUGGCGACCGUCGCGCAUGUCAUCCGCUCACACUAUGAUCCAAAGGACAGAGAGACUCUCGAGAUUGCGACUGGUCAGACUAGCGAGCAACACGAAGAUAUCGAGCGGGACGAUGUCGACAUUGACCUCGCAUGGCAGACCGAGUCGGCGUUCAGUACUCAGCGGCGCGUCACGAACGCACCGAAAUUCGUGAAAGCGGUUGUCUCGUAUGACGAGAUAAACGAUAUGAUGGGGCUGCCUAAACACCUUUUUUCCCCUCCACCCAAAGAGGAACCCAAGACUGAGAUCGCAGGGUGGUACAGAUCCUUGACGAAUCAAGUCAGCUCGACUGCGGGGCCAAUAAGCUCUGUCGCACCACCCAGAGCUAGCACUGCCCCGCUGGAGGCGACCGCAUCCUCCAGAAUUUCUACUCCAGCAGCGACGUUCGUCGCAGGAACUGCCGUGCCGACACCCUAUAGACGACCCGACAAGAAUAACUGGUUCAUAACUCGAGCUCUUCAGUCCGAACCUGUCUCCUCUCCCUCUACUCCUCCUACCCUUGCUGAUAUCCUUGCUCGAGAGCCGCCGCCUCCCGCAGACAAGGCUGUGAAGCCUCCUGUAUUCCUCGCGCUGGGUCCGUUCAACAAAGGGUGGGGGAUGCUCCAGCAGCAGGGAUGGGCCGAAGGCGAGGGCCUCGGUGCAACCGCGUCUCGCCAGACGAACCACAUUGGGGCCCCUGCAAGGGCUGUAGCGAAGGGGAAGGGCAAAGAGGUGGAUCGCAGUCUAAUCAAGCGAGAAGAGCAUGAGGUGCAGUUGGAUGCUGACGGCGAGAUCAGCAUGAUCAAGACGAUUGAGGUCGUAGAUCUCACGCUCUCAGACAGCGACAGCGAAACUGCAGAAGAGGUCGAGGAUGAAGAAUCUGCGGAAGAAUCUCCGCGACCAUCGACCACUCUCGUCGUUCCCGACGCUGACGCGCAUUCUAAACCACUCCUUACGCCUAUCGCCACCGUUCUCAAGUCCGAUCGUCUCGGCAUAGGACUGAAAGCAAAAACCACCGGGCCAUACAAGGAAUCGAAGAAGCGCAUCACGCACAAUCAAGCUGCGCUUGCGCGGCACGUUCGUGAGGCGGAGGAAAUGCGCAGGCUGAAGGCUCUCGUAGGGCGAGGCACCCGUAGCUUCGCUCGAUUGGCGAAGGCAGAUUCAGAGCACCGACGGCAGCUGCUUGCUAGCUUGAACGCUCUAUGAGCUGUCACAGGACCCUGUGACUCCAUGAGCCAUGUUUCAUAGCCCAGCUGCGCCCUUCUCGUCAGUAGCGAAGAUGCGCAUGUCCUCAUCCUCAAUGCGACUAUCUCCUGCCGUCGUCAUAUUAGACUGCAUUAAUCCCGACGGCUUCUCAUCUUGUAUCACAAGGACUCAUGAGACCCUUGCACCUCAAUAUAGACAUAUGGAUUGACGUUCACGUGUGAGACUGUGCGAAUAGGAUGUGGGCAAUUCCGCGUGCAAAACCGUUCUCCAAUGAACAGCAUUCAAUCCGAGCGCAUCCCCCAGUCAGACAGCGUGCAGACAGCAUGUGCAAGCUUACAAGCAUAUAUCAUACACUGAACAACAUAGGCCUGAAACUAAAAGUGCCCCCAAGGAAAUGAGUGGCAAAUACAUGAAGCGAGGGCCGGGGGCGGCGUGAGAGCCCUGGUGGGUGGCGCGCAGCCUUGUCGGCCGCAAUCCGUGAGAACGUGCGAGGAAAGCGAGACGAGGAGAUCGAUUAUGGAUGCGUAAGCCAGAACAACAAGCUGGAUGUGCGAGGAGAUAUGAGGAUUGACGGAUAGCUCAAUUCUUGCGACGGUACGAGCUUCCUGCAAGAGAUACAGGAGAUGAGUGGGCGUUGUCUGAUGUGAUAGGGGUGGAGACGUACCCUCGGUCAAUCUCGCCUUACCACCGGUCGGCUGACACAGGACACUUGUGCAUGCGCCGCAGAGGACGACGGUUUGCGCGUGCGAGAAAACGGUGGUGAUCGCGAAGCAACCUGGGGUGGAUGAGAUACGCAUGAGGCUAUGUGUAAGGACGCAGGGGAGUGAUUACACACCUGGGCACUUGACGUCCAUGAAGUAUGAGUUUGGAGACUGCACCAAACGCUUGAGCUUAUGCCUGCGGGUCUCAGAGGCGGGGAGCGGGUUGAGCAGAUCGGCAGCGAGAGUCUACAGAUGCCACAGAUGCGGAGCGAUAGAGUAAGUAUCACAGUCGAGUAAUCCGGUAUGGCUUUUCAUGCAAACGUUUAUAACAUACCAUUUUGAUGUAAGGACGAGGGCUGUUGAAGAACUGAGGUCAGCGAGGGAGGAAGUGAACGAGUGAACUUUUUGUGACAGGCCACGGCGCCGUUGUGGUUCUGUUGACGAGGCAA
Molecule: messenger RNA, 2391 nt
Organism: Phanerochaete carnosa HHB-10118-sp
Lineage: Eukaryota; Fungi; Basidiomycota; Agaricomycetes; Polyporales; Phanerochaetaceae
Exons: 1
Coding region: 18-1241 (407 amino acids)
Molecular function (GO): nucleic acid binding
Source: RefSeq, a predicted model, not a curated record